GUGUUUGGUUCGCCCCUGGUGGAAGCGCUCUGAGCCGAGAAUAAAACAAAACAGAACAGAAAACAAAGAUCCAAAACCGUUGGCAAAUCCAAAGUGUCCAAAAAAAAUCACAGUCAACUCAAAACAGGAACCGCCCGCCCUCCCUCCAAGCAACUCUCGCAUUUCGAAAACCACCCGAUACAAAAGUGUGCCAAAAAGUGUACCGCUUGUUGCAUUCGUCGCGCCAAAUCGCGCUCACUGGAUACUCAUACUCGUACUCGUAGUCGCAUACCUAUUGACGAGAUUUCGUCAGCUGUCAGUUGUUGUGCAAGAAGAAAAACCCGCCAAAAAGCCGAGAAAUCCGUUCCGGUCUUUGGGCAACUCAAGCGGAAGUUACAAGUGUGUUUAGUGCUAAAGAUCCAAUAGAAACCAGUUGCCUAAGCAGCAGCUUUGACAUCGUCGCAUUUUGGCACCGUUUCCGCCUGUUCAACGCCUUUUUCUUUGGCCAAAUUCCUUAUCCGACGCCGGCGUUAAAAAAAUCUGCCAAAAUUCCGAAGAAUCCGAGAAAAACUCCAAAAACAUCGACACGUACCGCAUCGGCAACCGGUGGCGGUGGCGGAGGUGCUGGCGGAGGCACCACCACCAGCACGAAAAUGGCAUCUAAAAGAAAAGCCUCGGUGUUGCUGCACAAGGAAACCAUACCAGCAACACCGGCCACGAACACCGACACAACCAGCACGGUGGUCGGUGUGGGCGGCGGCGGCGGCGGCGCAGGACUCGGUGGUGGAGGAGCAGGUGGCGGUGGCGGCCUCCUGGGCACCGGCGGCAUCCUGGGCGAAGUCGUCAGCGGCCUGGGCGGAGGAGGUGGCAGCGAGUCGGAGGCCUAUGCGGGCCUGAUGAAGGACGCAGACAAGCUGAAGCUGAUGCUCCUCGCCUGGAACUAUCAGAACUCAACGGCGGUGCGCAACGGGACCGAAGGGCCAGACCUCAGUGUUGUGGGUGGGCUGUGGGCCCAGUACCAGAACGCGCUCGCCCAGAAUGCGGCGGCGGCUGCGGCGGCCAGUGCUAAGAUGGACAGCUCGUUGUCCCCGGUGCCGCGGCAGGACACACACUCGCCCAUGGAGACGCAGGACGAGACAAACUCCUCCGGACAGAAGGAGGAGGACGAGGUUUCCGAGGACGACUCUGACGACAAGAUGGACGAGAAGCUGGCCACGCCCCACGAUCCCGAGCGCCUCAAGGCCUUCAAUAUGUUUGUGCGGCUCUUUGUGGAUGAGAAUCUGGACCGCAUUAUACCCAUCUCGAAGCAGCCAAAGGAGAAGAUCCAGGCCAUCAUCGACUCGUGUGCUCGACAGUUCCCCGAGUUCAGUGACCGCUCCCGCAAACGCAUUCGCACCUAUCUCAAGUCGUGCAGACGCAACAAGAAGACCCGCGACGGAUGGGAGAAUACGGUAAGCUUAAUCGAAACCAGACCAACCCCUGCACAUCUCACCUCCGUGCAGGCGGAACAAAUCCUGGCCAUUGCCUGCGAGAACGAAUCGAUGAAUGCCAAGAGGAUGCGCAUUGGCCUGGAGCCCAUCACCCACGCGGUGCCGGCUCCUGGCAGUGCUGUUGCCGCAGCGGCUGCGGCAGCCGCUGCUGCUGCUGUUGUGGCUGCCACCAGCUCCGGUGCCGGUGGAACCAGCACCACGUCCGCGGGCAAUGCCACGGUCACCUGCGGAGGAGCUGGAGUCGCGGAUGCGUCGGGCCUCACAAAUGUGGCGGCCGCCGCUCUGCCUUUUGUCAGCGCCGUGGGCUUCGCUCGCUCCACACCGAACUCGGAGCAUGCGGAGGCGCUGCCUUUCGGCGGGGCCAGCAACGUGGGCGGAAGUGCGGGCGGCGGCAGUACCAGUGGAGCGGAGAGCCAACAUCUUCUCCACCAUGGACAGCCGCUGAUGCAGAGCAACUGUUCGGCGCGCAGCUCUCCACUGGCCCUCAGCUCGAAUGCCAGCGUGAGCGGUGGGGCAAGCGUGACCGGCCUGACACUGGCCAACGGGGCUGUGGCCUCGAAUGGGGCUGGCCUCCCGCCCACCAGCUACCCCGGCUACUUUCCCGGGGUGGCUACCCUGGGUAAUGUGACGCCCACCGAUCUCUCGAUGAAACCGACCUCGCUGGGCUCCGGCGUCAGCGGCAACCUGCUCAGCAGCAACAACGGCAAUCUGUCCGUGGCAGGCGCCAUCAACUCCCAGCUCAGUGCCGCCAACCUGGCCACCCUGAGCAAUGCCAACACUAACAGCGCUCUGGUGACCGCGACCCAGCAGCUGCAGCAGCUCCAACAGCAGCAACAACAGCAGCAGCAACAGCAGCAGCAGCAACAACAGCAGCAGCAGCAACAGCAACAACAGCAGCAGCAGCAGCAACAGCAGCUCCUGGCCAGCUCUGGCGGCGGUCUCGACGGGCAAUCCUCCCGAGUAGCGCCUAUCCUUCCGCACAAACUGAGUCCCAACGAGGUUUCCGCGGCCCGCCAGGUGAUAUCCGCUUACCGUGAGAGCGCAGCCUUCCUCCUGCGCACCGCCGACCAGGUGGAGCAGCUGCUGGUCCAGCAGCAGUAGGCGUGGCCGGGGGCGCACUCAAGUUUCCAGGACCCAAGCGAUGCCAGGCGCGCGCGGGUUGUUCCUAUUUAAAAUUAAAUAUAAAUUCAAUUACACACAAAACUGACCCACUCACCCCACACACUCUCGCGCCAAACUAAGCGAAAUAGUCAAAGCAUAGAGCAAAACGAAGGAGCAACACAGGAGUAGAAGGCAGAAGAGGAGGAGAGAGCAGGAGAGCAGGAAAUAGCCAAAAGGAAGUUCGUUUAAACAAAACAUUUUAAGUGUUUAUUCCUCCAACUACGUACAGAAUAUUAAAAUAGAAUUAAACAAUAAACAAAAACCAAAACAAAUAUUGAAAAUAUCACAACAUUAAAAAUAGCAGAGAUGUUCCGGCCAUCUGAUUGUGUCUCACAUGAAGCUUCCAUCCUGGAUUAUUUAAUUCAAAACUGUUCAAGAACUAUCGAUAUCCCCAGACAACAACAAAAUAUAUUUUUUAUUUAAUUUGCUAAAGUAUCAUUUACAAUAUUACCUAAAAUCACUUCCUUGAGAAUUUUGUAUGACUACAAGACAAAUAUUUUGACAACCAUAAAAUCAUAAAUACAGUUCCAGAUCAAACUUCGGAUCGCCUUAUAUCCCAAUAUCUACCAUAGCUUUGAGUAACAGUUUACUGUGUCCAAUACAUGCCAGUUUCAAAAAGGUUCCCCAUUAAAACUUCUAUCCACGAAAAUCGCAAAAUACAUUUAAGAGACAUAUCAGGUAGCUGGACAACUCUAAUAAAAAUAAAUCCAAGCAACAGUUCAACGUACUACAGUGUCUACUAAAAGUAAAACUACAAUAGCCACACACAAACACUCGCAUUGAUUUUGUUUAAACUUUUGAUUAUUGCAUAUUUUUGGACUCUUCCCGGCGGGGGAGGAGCCACGAUUUCAUGGCCCGUUUUCGAUGAGCGCGAUUUGUUAAAAAUGAAAAAUAAUAAUUAAUAAGUUGAAGUAUUGUUGUAAAUUUUAAGGAAACGAUACAAAAAAAACAUUUUAAGGAAAACAAAACAAAAAAAUAUGAAAAACUAUGAGAAAACACAGGGUGAUACUUUGAAAAAUUAUUACAAUGCAUAAGCUAAAAAUUAAAGAAACGAGAGAAAGGAAAAGA
Molecule: messenger RNA, 3698 nt
Organism: Drosophila subobscura
Lineage: Eukaryota; Metazoa; Arthropoda; Insecta; Diptera; Drosophilidae
Product: homeotic protein female sterile
Exons: 6
Coding region: 633-2570 (645 amino acids)
Source: RefSeq, a predicted model, not a curated record